Molecule: messenger RNA, 921 nt
Organism: Phoenix dactylifera (date palm)
Lineage: Eukaryota; Viridiplantae; Streptophyta; Magnoliopsida; Arecales; Arecaceae
Source: RefSeq, a predicted model, not a curated record
GAUGGAACCAUGACCAGCUUGCUUGAAUAGCACAUCACUCACUGCAUCCUUAAACAACAUUAAUUUUGUGAUGCCUAAAAUUGGGCUACUUCAAGCACAUUACUUCAACAUCAAGGGAGUGUUCAGGCUAGACUUCCCUGACAAGCCCGUGACCACAUUCAAUUAUACCGGUGUACCCCUUACGGCAAACCAUGGCACAUCCUUGGGUACUUGGCUUAGCAGGAUUGCUCGCAAUUCAACACUUGAAUUGGUGUUUCAAGACACAGACCUCACAGUUGAGUUGCAUCCCUUCCACCUCCACGGUUACAAUUUCUUUGUUUUAGGGAGGGGGAUCGGAAACUUUGACCCAGUGAAAGACCAGCUAAGUUUAACUUGGUUGAUGCACCAAAAAGGAACACUGUUGGUGUUCCUACAGGAGGUUGGACAACAAUUCUAUUCUAGGCUGAUAAUCCAGGUGUUUGGUUCAUGCACUGUCAUCUAAAACUCUGCACUACUUGGGGGCUUAAGAUGGCUUUCAUGAUGGCUUUCGUUGUGGAGAAUGGAAACGGGCCAGAAAAAUCCAUCCUACCUCCUCCAAAGGAUCUCCCUCCUUGCUAACUGGUAGGAGGAUUAGGUCUUUCCUUGCAGUUUUAUGUUGUCCUGCAAAAGUUGCAGGAAGGUGUGUGGAUUACGAGGUUUCGGUCUACAAUCACUUUUUGUCCAUUUGGUGUAAUAUAAGAUUGCUCUGAUACUCUUUUGUAGAGGCCUUUUGUGUGAAUAAGAUGGCCUCCGAAGAAUCAUUGCUUGCUUGUGUUAAUGAUCAUCUUUCAUCCGUUGUUUUGUUCUUACCCGUUAGGCGAUUCAUAGAAAUUUUUGAGACGGUUUGGCAAGCUAUAUGUAAAUGUACAUGAUUAUAGAUCAUGAAAACAAGUUACAAGGUCA